Tachysurus vachellii is the source of this 683-nucleotide messenger RNA. RefSeq names its product lysozyme C-like. The transcript has 4 exons. The record is from RefSeq and is a predicted model, not a curated record. The coding region runs from base 60 to 488 and encodes 142 amino acids. Gene Ontology annotation, molecular function: lysozyme activity. NCBI's taxonomy places the organism in Eukaryota, Metazoa, Chordata, Actinopteri, Siluriformes, Bagridae.
AGAGAACAGAGGACAAACAGACAAUUGUUCAGAGUGAUUAGGACACAGACUGCAGCACAAUGAAGGCUCUGGUGUUUCUUCUGCUUGUGGCGGCUGUCAGUGCUAAACUCUAUAAUCGGUGUGAGCUAGCAAGAGCCAUGAAAGCAAAUGGCAUGGCCGGGUAUCAUGGCAUCAGUCUGGCUAACUGGGUUUGCUUGGCCAAACAUGAGUCUGGCUACAACACCCAAGCCAUCAACCACAACACUGAUGGAUCAACCGACUACGGAAUUUUCCAGAUAAACAACCGCUGGUGGUGUUCCAAUGGGAAAUUCAAAAGCGCUAAUGGGUGUAAAAUCUCCUGCAGUCAGCUUCUUACUGAUAACAUCUCACAAGCCGCUGCGUGUGCCAAGACCAUAGUGAGACAGCAGGGCAUUACCGCAUGGGUGGCAUGGCGUAACUACUGCAGGGGUCGUGACUUAAGCUCUUAUGUUGCAGGCUGUGGAGUUUAAGCAAAAUCAUGAAAUGAAAAAUUCAUCACUUUAAUGAUUAAUCCAACCAAAGCAAAUCAGUAGUAAUGGUGAUAUCUAAUAAUGCAUUAACAACCCAAAUCAACUGGUAGCUCAUAGACACUCUAAUUACUCAGAAGUUCAUGUAAACCCUCUAGCAACAUCAACAAAACACAAAUAAACCAUCUACAUACAGCA